ACACGUAGACAGUGACCUACCUAUUCCUUCAUUGAGCAAGGCCUACGAGAACAGGAGAACAGGAGGAGCUCUAGGAAAAAGUACCGGAAAUCAUGCGGGGAAAGACGCAGACAUAAUUGGAGCUUCGAGUUUCUUUUGCCCUCCAUGUAAGCCGAGGCUUACCUGCUGUCGACGUUGUGGCCUGAAAUGUGGAUUCUUUCUAGAUCUCGUUGACUCGUGCGCUCCUGUAUCUUCGGCAACUGCGCCCAUCUCUCAGCCACGAAGUGCUGGACUCUCGAGUUUUGACUCUCUUGCGACAUUCAUGAAAUGGACGUUAUCCAACAGGCGAUUUUCACUCCGCAUAUCGUGGAUGGAAUGCCCAGAUACAACAGCUGGGAUCAAGGAACAUGGCAACGAAGUCCGAUUGAUUCUUUGCCGACGUUUCUAUAAAGUCGAACUCCGACAACACUGCAGAGAACUCAGUCGCUCCACGUUCCUGUAGCAUGCGAUAAACCUCUCCAGUGCUCGAUAUCAAUGGUACGUAUCAAAACCUGCAUCCUUUCAUGGGAACAUGAUUUACGUAUUCAUGUGGUCGAUUGUGUGCUGCAGCAACAACGUUAGUUUCCUGUGCACAGAAUUCAGCUGAUUUGGAAGUGUUGCCCGACAUCGUUGUGUGUGAGCAAUCGGGACCAGUUGAGAUGGACAGCAAUGGCCAGCAAGCACAGCCGCAGAUUGUGUCUGAGUUGUGCGAGUUCCUGAACUGCGAAUAGUUGCUUUGAUAAUUUGGUCUCAGAAGUUGGUUCGGGAUGCACUCUUCCAAUCGAUGAGCCUUUACUCCAGAACCAGAAGGGUAUGGAGAACGGCUCUGCUCCUCUAAGGGAACAAGAUUCACUGGGUGGAGAUACGCCUCCUGCGCAGACGGAAAUCGAAGAUGGAUAUCGAGUCAUGGAUCUCAGAGGACGUCCAGUUGAUUUUACGAAAACGGGAGCAUGGAAGUCAGCGCCACACGUGUACGCCAUGAAUUUCGCCGAUUUUCAAGCGUCGAUCAUGGUGAUCAUCAACUGCGUCCCGUACCUCGUUGAUCGCACGCACAUGCGCAUCACGGAUGCCGCCACGGCCAGUAAUGUGCUCUCAGGCACCGGCUACAUCCUCACAGUGCUCGGAGGAUUCGUGGCCGACAGCUAUUUGGGUGCGUACUGGACCAUCACAGCGGGCGCUGCGAUAUUUGCCACGGGACUGGGGCUGCUGACGUUCACGGUUUCAUACUCAGGCUUGCAACCUCCAGAAUGCACACCGUCAGCGACGGUGGAGUGCAGUCCAGCAGGAGCCAAGUUCAUGGCUCCGGUGUAUCUAGCAUUUUACAUUAUUGCCGUGGGAAUAGGAGCAAUGCGAGCCAACAUUGCAUCGUUUGGUGCGGACCAGUUCGACGAUAACUCCAAAUUGGAGAAGAAGCAGAGCAUUCACUACUACGUCUGGUUCUACUUCACCACGAAUAUGGGAUUUCUGUUGACCUUCGUGUUCGGCGUGUAUCUCGUGGAGAACGUGAGCUUCGGCUGGGGCUAUGGUUUCAGCCUCAUGGUCUUCAGCCUAUGCGCUUGCUAUUUCCUCCUCGGCACUCCCAAGUACAGACACAAAGCUCCGGCCGGAAGCUUCCUCACCCGUGUCGCGCAAGUCGUUGUGGCUGCUUUCCGUAAUCUCAAAGUCGAUGCCCCGGACGAUCCGUCGCUGCUGUUCGAUUCUUAUCUUCCCGGCAGCAGAAAGCUCGCUCAUACGGACAAAUUGAGGUUUCUGGACAAGGCGGCAGUGGUGCAGAAGGGGGCGGCCGACACGAAGGACCGAUGGCGAGUGUGCGGCGUGACGCAGGUGGAGGAGACGAAGCGCAUUCUGCAGAUGUUGCCGAUUUGGGCGACGACGUGCUGCGUGUCGCUCGUCUUCUCGCAGCUAGUGACCUACACCGUGACCCAGGGCGCGACACUGGACCGAAAGUGGGGCGAGCACUUUGAGGUGCCGGCUGCGUCGCUGUCGGCCAUCUUCGUCCUCAUCUCUUUAUGCACCGUCCCGCUUUACGACAGCCUGUUCGUGCCGCUCGUGCGGAAAUUCACCAAGCAUCCCUACGGCCUCAGCUGCUUACAGCGCCUCGGAGUGUCCAUCGUCUGCGCAAUUCUGCUCAUGUGCGUGGCUGCGCUGGUCGAGCGCAAGCGUGUCACUGUCGUCCGCGAUCUGGGCUUCGAGGAUCUGCCUCUGGGCUCGUAUGACCUCCCCAUGAGCAUGUGGUGGCUGCUGCCCCAAUUCAUCCUGGCGGCCCAGGUCGAGAUGUUCUACUACCUCUCCUCCUACCAAUUCUUCUACUACGAGGCCUCGGAUCAGACCCGCAGCAUCGCCAGCUCGUUCACGUACUCCGCCUCCGCCAUGGGCUACUACCUGAGCUCCGUGAUCAACGACCUCGUCAACAGCGCCACCAAGAAUGGCCAGGGAGGUGGAUGGCUGACCGACCAGCUGAACCAUGGAGGCCUAGCGAAGUUCUACUGGCUUCUGGCCAUUCUUCUGGGGGUGGAUUUUGUCUUCUUCCUCAUCGCCGCCAACUGGUACCAGUACAAAUUCGACUGGUUCCACCAGAACACGCCCUCCAACGAUUAGGUGCAAAAGUGAAUUGGUCAACUCGCCAUGCGCAUCGAGGUUUUGGUCAUACUCUGGACUCUACAGUCGCAUUGAAGAUCCCAGUCCCCGAGAGUCCAAGCCCCGUCCACGUAAAAGUUCUGCUCAGCCGCUGCUUUUUCCUUCAAUCAUGAAAGUGCUGUAGGCCCACGUUCAUGUGCACGGCCAUGUAAACGGUGGACGGCAGAGUGGGGCCAGAACUUUCUCAGAUCGUAGUCUCGCCCAUCUUAGUUCUUAUCAGUUUUUCUUUUCUGCUCGUUUAUUCUUUCUUUUCUCGAAUUCUCUCGAGUGCAUCCGUUAUUUCUGAAAGAUGCACAUUCUCGAGAGGUCGUAGGCACACCUCGCUCUCGACUGUAGUUGUUAGUUCAGAUUAGGUCUCGUUGAUCAUUGCUGCCUCUGACAUGAUGAAGAAGAUGAAAGCAGAUAGAACAUGAAGAAGAUACAACAUGAAAGCAGCUCCAAGACACUGAGGAUCCUAGAAACGUGUAUUUUCCAUGCCGUCUCAUAACACAACAGUGAAUAUUAAACUCCACUUUGUACAAAAAGUUCCAAGUUUGCAAGAUGAUACGAGUCAAGAUGGCUUUAAUGAUCUCGUGGCAAGACAUGAGGAAGGCGAUAGCAAGGUAGACUUAUUCGUGCAAGAUGCCACCAGGGUAGAUUUAGAGAUGUAGAGCCCCUGACGUGAUUGUCAAAGAUAUUUAUUGUACCACAACUUAUGUAGUUGCCAUGGCCUCCCGAACCUUACCGUUGUCGUGUUCAGUCUCAAGUAGACGAUGAGUGACACUUCAUUCUCAAACUAUCUUUCUGAAGCAAUAGUCUUAGGAUUUUAUCGUUAAAAGCUGAUGAUAUGUUAAUUAGAUCAUAAGCUUUUAGUUACUAAACCAGAAGCGUCAUCAUAGAGAUUUGGUGACACCCAGAGCAAGAUGUACGUGACGCCGUCAUGGUUACGUUAAAACUAAUUCAUCUCAAACAUUCCC
Molecule: messenger RNA, 3611 nt
Organism: Marchantia polymorpha subsp. ruderalis
Lineage: Eukaryota; Viridiplantae; Streptophyta; Marchantiopsida; Marchantiales; Marchantiaceae
Source: the annotation of a GenBank genome assembly